Messenger RNA from Branchiostoma floridae (Florida lancelet), 4495 nucleotides. Its product is annotated as dynamin-1-like protein. Gene Ontology annotation, molecular function: GTP binding; microtubule binding; GTPase activity. Bases 122 to 2464 code for a protein of 780 amino acids. The transcript has 23 exons. Lineage: Eukaryota; Metazoa; Chordata; Leptocardii; Amphioxiformes; Branchiostomatidae. Gene Ontology annotation, cellular component: cytoplasm; membrane; microtubule. Gene Ontology annotation, biological process: mitochondrial fission. The record is from RefSeq and is a predicted model, not a curated record.
GGCGCUUGCGCACUUACCUCCGUCAAAAUUUCGCCAUUUUCCAGGGAAAACGGGAACUGCCUUCCUGUUGUAGCAGCGGUUUAACGGUUUUGUCAGCCGGUUUGCCGUCCUCAGCGAGGCGAUGGAGGCUCUCAUCCCCGUGAUAAACAAGCUGCAGGAUGUGUUCAACACCGUGGGCACGGAUUCCAUCCAGCUGCCGCAGAUUGUGGUGAUCGGCACCCAGAGUAGUGGGAAGAGUUCAGUGUUGGAAAGCCUGGUGGGGAGAGACUUCCUGCCCAGAGGUACUGGGAUCGUGACCAGACGUCCUCUCGUGCUGCAGCUGGUUCAUGUCAACUCAGAGGAAAAGAAGAGACCUUCAGAAGAUGAAGAUGGAGGGCAUAAACAGGAUAUAAAAGAACAUGCACAUGUGGAGGAAUGGGGGAAGUUUUUACACACAAAAAACAAGAUCUACACAGACUUCGAUGAGAUUAGACAAGAGAUUGAGAACGAGACGGACAGAGUCACGGGAACCAACAAGGGUAUUAUUGAUGAUGCCAUCCACCUCAAGAUCUACUCACCCAAAGUACUCAACCUCACCUUAGUUGACCUGCCUGGCAUCACAAAGGUUCCAGUAGGAGACCAGCCCCCAGACAUCGAGGUACAGAUCCGUGAGAUGUGUCUGAAGUACAUCGCUAACCCAAACUCUAUCAUCCUGGCCGUCACCUCCGCCAACACUGACAUGGCCACGUCCGAGGCACUCAAGUUCGCCAAGGAGGUGGAUCCAGACGGACGUCGCACACUAGCGGUCAUCACCAAACUGGACCUGAUGGACGCUGGCACAGAUGCUCACGACGUCCUGAUGGGGCGGGUCAUACCGGUCAAGCUGGGCAUCAUCGGUGUGGUCAACCGCAGCCAGAUGGACAUCAACAAGAGAAAACCCAUCGAGGAGGCCAUUAAGGACGAGGCAGCCUUCAUGCAGAGGAAAUACCCGUCCUUAGCUAGUAGAAAUGGGACCUCACAUCUGGCCAGGACUCUCAACAGAUUACUGAUGCACCACAUCCGUGACUGCCUGCCCGACCUGAAGACCAGGAUCAAUGUCAUGGCCUCACAGUUCCAGCAGCUCCUCAACUCCUUCGGAGAACCUGUGGACGACAAGGGAACAACACUGCUACAGAUCAUCACCAAGUUUGCUGCCCAGUACUGUAACACUAUCGAGGGAACAGCCAGAAACAUAGAGACAACAGAACUCUGUGGUGGUGCUAGAAUAUGUUACAUCUUCCACGAGACGUUCGGCCGCACGCUGGACUCCAUCGAGCCGCUGGGUGGGCUCUCACAACUGGACAUCCUCACGGCUAUUAGGAAUGCUACGGGACCUCGGCCGGCGCUGUUUGUCCCGGAGGUGUCGUUUGAGCUGCUUGUGAAGAAACAGAUCCGUCGCCUGGAGGAGCCGAGUCUGCGCUGUGUGGAACUGGUACAUGAGGAGAUGCAGAGAAUUAUCAACCACUGUGGGACACAGGAGUUACUGAGAUUCCCUCGCCUCCAUGACAGAACGGUGGAAGUCGUCACAAACCUGCUCAGAAAAAGGCUGCCAGUCACAAACUCCAUGGUUGAGAACCUUGUAGGUAUCGAGCUGUCCUACAUCAACACCAAACACCCCGACUUCGCUGACGCCAGCCUCAUCUCCGCUCUCAUCAGCAGCCAGGAGGAACUUCGAAAGCAGCAGCGGAACCGAUCCGUCGGUCCAGGCGACCACGGCUUCCACUCUGUCCAAGCUGCUGAGAACAAACCUGCAAAGACUCAGUCGAAGAUUCUGACCAAAGUCGGUCUGAACCAGGAGAAUUGGAGCGCGCCAGUGUCCCCCGCACCUACGUCCUCACCAGACAGUAUAAAUGGUACAUCCUACAUGAGAUCACACUCCAGGACAUCCACAGGCUCUAGGCCCCCGCCUGGCCCGGCAAUGCAGCCCGAUCCGCACAGCGCGAACGCCGAGGACAAAAUCCUCGGAGCGAGCGCAUGGAAGCUGAAUAACUGGCUCCGCGGCUCGAACCAGUCGUCAGAGAACACACGCGCAGGCACGCCUCCCCAACAGAACUCACCAGUCCACUCACCCAAGAUGUCCGUCACAAGCGGCCCGCAUGGCGUUAACCUGCUUGAUACUGCAACUCCCAUCUCACGCAAGCUAAGUCCUAGGGAACAAAGAGACUGUGAGGUCAUAGAACGACUCAUCAAGUCCUACUUCCUGAUUGUAAGGAAAAACAUCCAAGACAGUGUCCCCAAGGCCAUCAUGCACUUCCUGGUGAACUUUGUGAAGGACAAUCUCCAGAGCGAGCUGGUCAGCCAACUCUACAAGACGGACUUCUUCUCCGACCUGCUGCAGGAGUCUGACCAGAUCGGCACACGUCGGAAGGAGGCAGCAGAGAUGCUGAAGGCUCUUCAGAAAGCUGGCCACAUCAUCAGUGAAAUCAGGGAAACCCACGUGUGGUAAACAUGCCAACCAUGGCUGGGUCAUGGACAACAGAGGUCAACAACUAUAUAACAUAGCAAAGAGGGGACGUCCAACUUUGGCAGUAUUAGUCACGGACUAGCCAGCCAUACAACACUGUGAUACAGACCAUAUAACUCUCACAUACAAGUAGUACAAGGAAAGGAUAUGGACAGUGCUUGCAGGAUCAAAGUGGUAGUGUUAUUUGUAACAAAGCUUUGUACAUGCCAAUUUCAAUUUGCUAAUAAUAGAUAUGGUUUAAGGAUACAACUGAGGAAUUCAUUGUCAUUGUCAGCUAUCAUAGCUAUAAGUGUAUUGUAACUACAAAAUACAGGCAUGGACAUUCAAGUACAUGAUUGUAUAUUCAUUGUCCGCUCUGGCAACUACAGGACUACACGGGUGAUUAUCAAAUGCUUGCCUUGUAAAAAUGCUGUUUUAAAAACGCCUUCCUUUAAAGGUUUUGUUGUGAUGUAUGUCUUUUGGCAGUUUCUCUUCCUAAUCAUCUUUGUACUUAAAUAGGCCAAAUCAUUUUGGCUUUGCAUGGCUCAUAAUGAAAUGUCACCUUUUCCCCUCCCCAAGGAUUUGAAUUUUUAAAAGUGAACAAGUUGUCACGGCUGUAACUGUAGUUCUGCAAGCUGAGUCCAUGUUGUUGUGCGUCUCCUGCUCUUAAUGUGGUAGUCUAAAUUUGCCAGCCACCAUUGGUGUACGGGAGCACAUUUGAUAGAGCUGUAAGAUUGAUGCCAUUGUCAGUUCAUUAAAUUAUUCCUCAGCUUUUCUAUCAUUUAAGUCUAGUUAGGAACUAUCUUUGAUGCAGUUCCAGUGUCCAUGGUGGCAAAUUUACUACUGAAAAGGUACACAUUGAAUAGUUGUUGCAGUGGAAAGUAAAAGAUCGUCUCAAUGACAAAAUCUUUGGAAAACCUGUGAAAAGGCACAUAAAUAGGCCAAAAAAAUUGAAUAAACUAUAGAAAAGAGAUUUCUUGCUUAUUGUGUUCAAUUGAUUUAAAAUGCCCCUCCCUAAUACUCAUACAAAAUGUUAAGUUAUCAUGCCAGUCGUAUUAUUACAGAAUAUGUUGUAAAUGUACAUAUUAUGGUCUCCAACAUCCUUAAAGGUUUUCCAUGAAAGUGGCCAUGUAAAUUUUGUGAUGUGAUGUUAUUGUGUGUUUGUUCAUCUGUAUGUAAAUGUGUGUCGUAUGAUGUCAUCAUGAUAGAGAAACAUGUAAACUCAUCUUUGUAUUCAGAAUUGUUACAGUUGUUUCGGGUCAGAUGAAAGAAGCUAUCUUUUUGUCCAUAGCAGGAGUUUAAAAUAUGGCUAGUUUUGCUGGAUUUGGCAAUGGUACAUGUUGCUGGCUGUAACAACAAACGAAUUCAGGUGGCAGAAAGAAUGGCAAAUACAAAACCUGCUACUGCCAUAAUAUGCUAAAAGUGGAAAUGAAAUCUGCCAACUCCGGCCAUGGUCAAAACGGUAGCAGUGCUUCAAUAUCUAAAAUGAUUUUUUGGUGACGCCUCUGGGUCGUAGCCUUUUCCAGUUCUAUGCAGCAAUGGAGACAGAAUGAGCCAGUAUGAUCAAGGACAACUCAAUUUUCCUAUGAUUGUGAGAAGACUAAGAAAAGAAAUUGUCGGGAAUUCAAGGUGGCACUAUCCAUUCAAUAGUAGGGCUAUAGAGUCCUGGAAUAUAUGAGAUAUUGCAUUAUGAGAAAACUACAUGUUGGAAUAUGUGGUACUUAAUACAUAACCACCUUUCACUUUAAGAUUUUAAGAGCAUGACAACAGCAAGGGUUUUGAAAAUGUGACUGGUGUGAUACUCUCUUUAAAUCAGACAGGAGGUCUCUUCCUGUGGUAACCCGUAUCUGCUGCUGACGGAAUCUGGGACUAAGUAACAAGGGUCAUACUUCAUGUGUAAAUCUCUGGAUGUUAAAUUUCAUUUUGAAGUAAAAGUGUAGUUAAGUAGUGAUGAUGAGUAGAUGAAUGUCAAUAUAUGUAGAAUUUCUUUUCAAAGAAAAAAAAAUUGACAAUGAAUAAAGGAGCACAUGAAAU